Messenger RNA from Oreochromis aureus, 1386 nucleotides. Its product is annotated as ribonuclease inhibitor-like. The annotation marks the transcript as partial. The record is from RefSeq and is a predicted model, not a curated record. Gene Ontology annotation, molecular function: protein binding. The transcript is spliced from 7 exons. Lineage: Eukaryota; Metazoa; Chordata; Actinopteri; Cichliformes; Cichlidae.
UCCAACCACAGACUGAUUCAGUGUCGACUCUCACAGACUCACUGUGAAGUUGUGGCCUCAGCUCUGAAGUCCAAUCCCUCCCAUCUGACAGAACUGGACAUCAGUGGAAACGAGCUGCAGGAUUCAGCGGUGAAGCUGCUGUGUGCUGGACUGGAGAGUCCAAACUGUCGACUGGAGAAUCUGAGACUUAGUGGCUGUUUCAUAUCAGAGAGAACUUGUAAAGCCCUGUCCUUAGCUCUCAGCUCACAGUCUUCUAGUUUGAGAGAGCUAGACCUGAGUAACAACAACCUACAAGAUUCAGGAGUGAAGCUUUUGUCUGCUGCACUGGAGAGUCCGAGUUGUACAUUGGAAACACUAGGACUUAGUAGCUGUUAUCUCUCAGUGAUAAGUUGUGAAGCUCUGUCCCCAGUUCUCAGUUCGCAGAUCUCAAGUCUGAAAGAGCUGGACCUGAGUAACAACAACCUACAAGAUUCAGGAGUGAAGCUUCUGUCUAGUGCACUGCAGAGUCCACAUUGUACACUGAAAACUUUAAGACUUAGUGUCUGUAAUCUCUCAGAGAGAAGCUGUGAAAUGCUGUACUCAGCUCUCAGUUCCCAAUCCUCUAGUCUGAGACAGCUGGACUUGAGUAACAAUGAACUGCAUAAUUCAGGGGUGACACUUCUAUCUGCUGGAAUGGAGAGCCCACAUUGUACACUGGAAUCUUUGAGUGUGUCAGGCUGUCUGAUCACCGAGGAAGGCUGUACUUCUCUGGCCUCAGUGCUGAGCUCCAACUCUUCACAUCUCAGAGAGCUGGACCUGAGCUACAAUCAUCCAGGCGACUCAGGAAUGAAACUGCUGAUGGCUGGACUGAAGGAUCCAAGCUGGAGACUGGACACUCUCAGGGUGGAGCCUGCAGGAGUCCGAUGGUUGAGACCAGGUCUGAUCAAACAUGUGGAGGAUGUUCAGUCAUAUCCUGAUCAUCCAGACAGAUUUGAUUUUUUUUAUCAGCUGCUGUGUAGAAAUGGUCUGACUGGUCGCUGUUACUGGGAGGUCGAGUGGAGAGGAAACAUUCAUGUAUCAGUGAGUUCCAGAGGAAUCGGAAGGAAAGGAGACAGUGAUGACUGUGUGUUUGGACGGAAUGAUCAGUCCUGGUGUCUGUACUGCACUAAUAAUGGUCCUCGUUCUGUCAGGCACAAUAAAAGAUACACAUCCAUCCCCUCCUCCUCCUCCUCCUCCUCUGUCUCUAACAGAGUAGCAGUGUAUGUGGACUGUCCUGCUGGCACUCUGUCCUUCUACAGAGUCUCCUCUGACACUCUGAUCCACCUCCACACCUUCAACACAACAUUCACUGAAACUCUUUAUCCUGGAUUUAGAAUCAGUUCUGCUUCCUCAGUGUCCCUGUGCUGA